AUGGCGACACGUUCACUUAUCAUCGAUCUUUUCAAAAGCCCCAAUGGAACAUCGUAUGGUGUUCUUAUCGCUGUCUUCAUUGUCGUUUUGACUACAGGUUUCGCUUCUAAGUUAUUCAUUUGCUGUUAUCGAUUAGCUUUGUGGAUUGAUUUUAUGUUGAACCUAAUGUCGCCUAUCAGAUCAAUGACGUGUGCUUUAUGAUCAGUUUCCCUUCAUUGAUCGGUUCGUUGAUCUAUAUCAAUAUAUAUAUAUAAAAGGGAAAGCAUUAAGCAAGCUGAGUUCACUGAAAUUCAGGAUAAUUUUCUUAAUGACAGGCAACCGGCUACUUGGUGUUGCUGAAAUCAAACAAUAACUUUCGGAGACUGAAAAAGAGAAAAAAUCGUGUUUGUGAAAACACAGGUUGAUUAUUUCAAUUUAUUUUCCUUGAAUUCUAUCCCGGAGAAACUAGAGGUAAUUCUCAUUUUUUUUUCUCUUGCAGUCCUUUACCUUUUGUUUGGUAGGAGUCGAUCUAGAGGACGUGGGAUCCUGUUUGUUGGACUAACAGAUGCUGGCAAAACGCUACUCUUUAGCAGAGUAAGCUAAAAAUUUUGAACCCUUCUCUUCUCUGUCAUCAAAAAGUUAUAACUUUUCAGGUUAUUGAUAGUCAUCGCCUGCUUUCCUGAGCAGGGACUGAUGUAAAAAACGCUCAAAUUAAGCUGAUAUUGAUAUGAAAUUGACAGCAAUAUUUUACAUCUAUUUAAAGCUGUCAACAUUCUGUUUGAUUAUUAGUAAAUCACAUAGCUAUAGAUAAUGGGCACUCCAGUCAAAAAUUCCUUUCACUCAUGAAACAUUCAUAGCACCUAUUUAGAACUAGAAAAUAUUUCAUUAUGUUGAAGAGGGUAUGUUAGAAUACAGGUAAAAUGUAUAUUAAAAAAUUAACCUAUACCCUUUUUUUCUCAGCUAUCUAGUGGAAAACAUGUGAUGACACACACUUCAAUAAAAGAAAACAAAAACCUUUAUAAAGUAAAAGGCAGAAAGGUAAGAAGCUUUCCCAGUUAAGUUUACAUGUAAAUGUGUCUUUUUAAAUUACAGAUCCAUUCAUGCAGGUCUGAUAACUGCAUAUGAUAAUCUGCCAUGAUUGUAGCUAGAAAGUCACUUUUGUUUUCAUUAUAACUAAGUAUAAAGUAUAGAAGGGAUUUUUAAACCAAAUAGAAAUAAAAGAAAUGAGAUAAUUGUAUCUAACAGUAAAUACUAGUUGGUAACAUGGUCUUAUCCUUUGACUGAAUAUUUUUUACGCUGGAUAACAGAUGCCUGUCAAAUGGUUCAACCAGGCUAACAAUUUUCUAGUCAAAGCCUAAAUUUUUGUGGCAGUUGUUUGAUGACCAACUUUUUUACAGCCUUGGUCAUUAUCACCAACAACACCAUUCAAGUUAAAGUAGAUUAGCUCAUACUUUUUAACUGACAUUUUUUUUACUUAAAUCCAGUGGGAAGGUUUAAUAGAGAAAAUUAGUGACUGUUUGGGCCAGGAUACUUUCUUUAAAUUCAAGUAUAAAUCUUCGACUGAGAAAUGGUAAAAGUAAAUAAUCCUAUUGUUUCCAAGUUGAUUGUUUAAAUAUGUCUUCAUCAACAUGUUUCUUGUUAUUUUAUACUCAGAGUGGCAAGACACUGGAUCUAAUAGAUUUACCUGGUCAUGAGAGAGUGAGGUCAAGAUUUGUAGAACAAUACAAGAGCCAGACAAGGUAACAAGGACUCAGAAGAUAUAUGUAACAUAAGAAAACUAAGCUCCAGAUGGACAAUGAAAUAAUUGUCAAACCAAGAAUUCUUUUGUUUCCAUCCAAUUAGUUCUCUUUGGAAACUUUGAGAGCUGUCUUCAGAUCCCUUUUUUUUUUUUUUUUUUGCUAUGACAUUUCACAAAUGUUUAGACAUUGUAGUCUUCUUGGAUAACAAUGUGCAUCUUUGCUGUACUGUUUAGCAGGUGACCUUAAAGAUCCCACAAACAUCUUGUUAAAUAUGUGAAACAUACAUGUAACUCCUGGUGUUGUGUUCUGGUAUUGUUACUGCUUAGAUAGACCAUCAUUUGAACCAGCAUUAAAGCUGAACUGGACCACCCUUUUUACACAUCUCAGAUAAAUAAAUAAAUAGAUAUUUGUCCCUAAUUGUACUAAGUGGUCCAUUCGCCUAUAAUAUAUUUUCAAUUGGUUUCUGAAACAGUAAGUAACUAGGAGUGUUAAUUAGUUGGUUGCCAAUCAAUCUAAGGCUACCACCACCCACCCCUCCCCCCUCCCUCCAUGUCUCAGCUUAUCAUCAGGUUUCUUAUGAUGUUCAGUUGUACCCAUUAAUACUUAUGGUACUUAUGGAUAAAGAGUUUCUUGCCCAAGAACACACCACAAUUUCCUGGCUUGGCUUGGACUGGAGGCAAGACCUUUCUAAUCCUUACUUGACAGGAUGAUACUUUUAUUGUAAUCUGACAUGCUUUAAUGAAUCUUGAAUUUAAUGUAGCAGUGUCGCAAGUUUGAAUUAAAAACCUUUACUUUCUCAAAUAAACACCAAUUAAUACUUACAGUUUUUAAUUUGUUUUUAUCAGAGGGAUCUUGUUUGUUGUUGAUAGCGUCAACUUUCCACGAGAAGCAAGAGAUGUGGCAGAGUGAGUGUUGCCUAUAUAAUAUAUUUAAUACAUGUUAAGAAAGCAUUAAUUUGUACAUUGCCAUGAGUAAGAGUAAACAUCUUUUCAAAGAAAACCUUGUGUAUGCACUAUUUCUAUUGAUAUUUAAAAAAAAUUCAGCUUAAGAAUUGUGUACCUCUUUUUUCUGGAUUUAAGUUUGCAUCUUAAGAAAAGAAACAUUUUUAUGAAACUAAAUUUUAGCUGCAGGAGACUUCUAAAAACACAUGAAGUAAAGGAUUUUUCAUACUUGCAGUGACCUUAUGACUUCAAAUUUUGAAACUUCUGCAGUUUCAUGUAACUCAAGCCUGAGAAAGGUAUCAUUUUUGGGGUGUAGAAACUCCAGACAGUCCAUUUCUAACAAAUAGAAAAUAUCCUCAGCCAAUAAGCUGCUAAUGCAGCUUAUGAUGGUCUAAGUAUCCAUCCACACCUUAAAUAACACCAUGUUUAAAUACCCCAUCAUUCAAAUAAAAAUAGGUAAUAACAUGAUUUGGAGUCCAAUUUAGGGUAAAUAAGCACAAGUCAUGUAAAUUUUUCAAAGAUAACAAAAUUGCAGGAGCCCUUAUGGUGCAUUCUAUUUUUAGUCUGAAAAAUUUUGUAAGUACUAAUUUUACCAAAUUGAAAGAGAAAUCAUGUUAUUACCUGUUAAUAAUGUACAUGAAAAAGCAUGGCACAAAGUCAUGACAGAUAAAAUUUUGAAAGCAUGUGUGGGUUAUUUGUAACUUGUACUUGUGUUACAACUUUGCACUCAUGUUACAACUUUGCAUUUGUGUUACAUGAGAAUGCACUUGUUUUCAACCAAUCAGAAGUGCAUAGUUUUUUCAUGUACAUUAUUACAUAAUAAUAUAUGUGAUAAUAAAGAACACCACAAUUUGAUACAAUUUACAGAAUACUGGCAGAGUUUCAAAUAAGCAGCAUUUUUUUAUCAUGUCUGUACUGAGUUGUAGCUUAAAAUCUUGUCUGACCUUUGUAUAGGAUAAUGUAUGACAUUCUUGGUGACAAGUAUUUAUCCAGAUCUGCUUCCUCUAUCCUGGUUGUAUGUAACAAACAAGGUGAGCUUGUCAGGGAAUCUCCUGAAUUAAUUCUUUCCAAUAAACUGACUGAUACAGCAAUAUUAAUUCUGAUGGGUUUCUGUAAGUAAACUUAUUCAAAUAUUGCCUACAACUUCAAUUUGUAACAUCAUUUCUUACGUUACAUUCCAUAAAACCUUUUUGAUAUAAAAUACUUACAUAACAAAAUUCGUCAAGGAUGAUUUGGUCCAUCAAUUUAUAGAUGGUUACCUUUUCAUAUAACUGUCCCUUUACAAAAAAAAAACAUUUCAAGUUUUCUCCCAACAUUCCAAAUUGGUUAUUAUGUGACUGGUAAACUGAUAGAAAGUGCAGCCAGUUGUUUUCUUUAGAUAAACUUAAAGCAAAACUCAUUAUUUUUUAAUUUACUAGUGCAAUAAAUGAUAGGUUUUUGACCAAUCAUGAUGCUUGUAGCAUGUAGUUUUGUAGUGACUCAUAAAUUUCCUUUUCAGACCUUACAAUGGCCAAGUCGCAGAGUGUAAUAAAAUCUCAGCUGGAAAAGGAAAUGUAAGAAAAAUCUUUCACUUUUGAUUGGUUUGACUCCUUCAUUGCAUUGGGUGAUAAUCUGACCUCAUUUCAGUGUUUGCAUUUCAUUGGUUGCAUAAUAUCUAAUAUUUUCAUAAUUUACUCUCUGUGUUGUAUAACCUGCUACAUUUGAUACUUGAUUGAUUGUCUUAAUUUUGGCAACAAAAUGUUUUCUGGGGGAAAGGUUGUGAAGCUGUGAGAAUUGAUCACAUCAUGGCUGUCAAUUUUAAAGGUCCUAUGAUCUUAGCAAAAAAACAAAGUAUUGUUUGAAGAAUGAGGUAUUGUACUUUCUUGUACAUGCACCAGCCUCCUUUACUUUCCAGAAUUCAUGAGGUAAGGUUUAAAUUUCUCUCAGGUUUCGAAGAAAGCUAUGAGGAGGGAAACGGGAUGCUAUACGAUCACAGUCCCACCCCCUCUCCCCUUUUCCCCCUUUUCACCCUCUUCCCCCCCUCCACUCUAGUGUUCUCUCAACUUUCUCUCUUAUUUUGCCCGUACAACUGUACUUCUCUCUACUUCUAGUUGAAGUGGGGCUCUGUGAGGGUAAAUAAUCUGUGGUAGUGGAUAAAUUGGUAAAGAAUUAAAAGCUGUCUUUUUCAAUCUGGAGUCCAGGCAACUGCUCCCUCUACAUGGAUUAAGCUAACGGCUAGACGUUCUUGUUUAUUGUUUUAUUAGCAACACACUUCGCGUCACGCGUGCCGCUGCCCUACAAGGACAAGAUGGCGGCCCAACCAAUGACGCUGCGUAUGUCGGAAAGAAGGGCAAGGAUUUCGAGUUCAGUCAUGUGUUACCGCUGACCGUGGAGUUUGCAGAGUGCAGUGCCAAGGGCCAAGUAGAGGGAGAGGCUGACAUCACUUCUGUGGAAAAAUGGCUGGAAAAGAUCGCAUGAAUUGAUGCUCUGUUUGUGAGAAGAAACUGUGUUCAAGAAUCUUGAAGAUGAAAUUAAGAAAUAUACAGUAAAGUAUCGAGAGUAAAUGCAGGGCUGCUUUUGUUUUCCUUUUCUACACUCUGCAAUUAGUCUCGAAAACUCAUAUCACCUUCCAAGCCAAUCAGACGCAAAACUAAAACUACUUGCGAGUUUACCACUAAAUUUUCACGAGCUAGAACGCGUUUAAAUCUUUUCCCCUCAGUUAAGUUGCCUGCUCGCGAUAUUUUACAAUACUACGAUAAGCCUUUGUGAUAACUACGGUUUUGGCUUCGCGACUGUUAUUUUCCGUUUGGUUUGUUUAAGUAUCUCUUAUCUGGAUAUUCCUGUAAAGUUUAAUGCAGUAAUGUUAUCACUCACACAUACGGAUUAGAGAAGCGGAUAAAAAAUUAAAGUAUCUGUAAACUUGUUUCAGCUAUUUUAAAUUGUAAAGGUAGUGUGAGCCCUCGCUACAGAAGUUUAGAAGGC
Molecule: messenger RNA, 5620 nt
Organism: Pocillopora meandrina
Lineage: Eukaryota; Metazoa; Cnidaria; Anthozoa; Scleractinia; Pocilloporidae
Source: the annotation of a GenBank genome assembly